GUCCCUGCUUGUAUUGUCGAAAUUGUGACAGUAUCACCGAGAUCGCGCGAAGGGAGAGAGAGAGAGAGAGAGAGAGCAUGAGGGUUCCUCCACCGUCGAAGUCGGGUGACGCCGCGCCCGAGGACGACCCAGACGCCGUGCGGCCAGCUGCGGCGGCGGCGGCGGCGGCGGCGGGCGGCCUGAGGAAGAAGGGCGUGGGAUUGCGAGCGUGGCUGCUGCUGGAUUCGAGCGGCCAGGCUCAGGUGGUGGAGGCUGGGAAGCACGCGAUCAUGCGGCGAACGGGUCUCCCGGCCCGCGACCUCCGGAUCCUGGACCCGCUCCUCUCCUACCCCUCCACCGUGCUGGGCCGAGAACGAGCAAUCGUCAUCAACCUGGAACACAUCAAAGCUAUCAUCACUGCCCAUGAGGUUCUUCUUCUCAAUUCCAGAGAUCCCUCUGUCAUCCCCUUCGUUGAGGAGCUCCAGAGACGCAUCUUGCGUCACCAUCACGACUCGAAAAUCCCGGAGGGUAUGGUUGGUGGUGAUGAUUCAGAAUGGGCAAAUUUGUAUGAUUUGGAAGACCCACAGUCGGGGGCUGUCAGUCCUUCAAAUUUUUCUGGUGGUUUUCCGCCCUUGCCUGAGAGAGAUGAGGAUGGUAAGUUGGGUGGUAAUCAAGAUCUUGUGGAUAGAGAUGCAUUGAAGGUUCUUCCAUUUGAAUUUGUUGCAUUGGAGGCAUGCCUUGAGGCUGCUUGUAGUUGCUUGGACAAUGAGGCAAGGACUUUGGAGCAAGAAGCUCACCCAGCUUUAGAUAAGCUGACUUCAAAGAUUAGUACUCUCAAUUUGGAGCGAGUCCGUCAAAUUAAAAGCCGCUUGGUUGCAAUAACUGGACGUGUUCAAAAGGUAAGGGAUGAAUUAGAACACCUGCUGGAUGAUGAUGAAGAUAUGGCUGAGAUGUAUUUGACUGAUAAGCUGGUUCAACAACUUGAAAGUUCUUCUGUUUCCUCUAUAAAUGAUAGAGAUGGCAUGGAUGAUGGAGUGCUUCAGUCAGAUAUGGAUGACAGGACUCCUGCCGAAAUUUCAUUGGAAAAUAAUGGGGGUUCAGCUGUUUAUGAAGGUGAUAUUCGAAAUUCAGAUGACCCCCAAGAGCAUUUGUUUGGUGCACCCAAUGCAAUUAGCAGAAGGAGCCUUGGUACCCAUACUAGCACCACACGAAGUGCUAUUAGCAAGAAUCUUGAUGUCGAGGAGCUUGAAAUGCUCUUGGAGGCAUACUUUGUUCAAAUUGAUGGUACAUUAAACAAAUUGUCCACGCUGAGGGAAUACGUAGACGACACAGAGGACUACAUCAACAUAAUGCUGGACGACAAGCAGAACCAUCUGCUGCAAAUGGGGGUCAUGUUGACCACAGCAACCCUCGUAGUGAGUGCUUUUGUUGUUGUGGCUGGAAUUUUUGGGAUGAACAUUAAAAUAGAUCUGUUCAACGAUGAGGUGCAUGGGAUGGAAAAGUUCAUGUGGACUGUUGGUGGCGGCGCCACUGGUAGCAUAUUUCUCUAUGUGUUUGCCAUUGCCUGGUGUAAGCACAAGCGUUUGCUGGAGUAAUUACGCAGGCUUUUAUAGGUUCCCCAUUGUUUUUUGGCUGGGAAGAAGGUCCUGUUACUUGUACAUGUUCAGUCUGUGUUCAAUGAAAACCACAACCAUUUCCAAUACUCUGUAAUAUUGUGAGUUUUUAAUGUAUUUCUUUUGACCAGUUUGCACUUUAAAUAAAGCAGUUCAUGGUCGACGCCGACUUGCUUUCUUUUUGCUA
This is a messenger RNA of Malania oleifera, 1779 nucleotides long. Its product is annotated as magnesium transporter MRS2-3. The transcript is spliced from 6 exons. Bases 78 to 1574 code for a protein of 498 amino acids. Gene Ontology annotation, molecular function: magnesium ion transmembrane transporter activity. The record is from RefSeq and is a predicted model, not a curated record. Gene Ontology annotation, biological process: magnesium ion transport; transmembrane transport. Lineage: Eukaryota; Viridiplantae; Streptophyta; Magnoliopsida; Santalales; Ximeniaceae. Gene Ontology annotation, cellular component: membrane.